Oppiella nova is the source of this 289-nucleotide messenger RNA. Lineage: Eukaryota; Metazoa; Arthropoda; Arachnida; Sarcoptiformes; Oppiidae. The record is from the annotation of a GenBank genome assembly.
ACCACUUCCAACAUAGAGCCCCGCACUUACACCAGAAGUAAUGGCAUCGAGGAGGCCGAGGAUAUCAAAUACAUCGAUAUUGAUAUGUUGUGGCUCUGAGUUGUUGGGCAAGAGUGGACUGGUAGCCGCCCGACACCUCAAAUUAUUCGGGUUUCGUCCGACUAUUUAUAACCCACAGCCGGGAAAGACACCUCAUUAUCACCGACUGAUCAGACAGUGCCAGGAGUUUGAGAUCUCAUUCCUAUCGUAUUUGCCAAACGAGUCGCGACUAAUCGCAGAAUCCUAUGAA